This is a messenger RNA of Suillus paluster, 867 nucleotides long. RefSeq lists its product as uncharacterized. NCBI's taxonomy places the organism in Eukaryota, Fungi, Basidiomycota, Agaricomycetes, Boletales, Suillaceae. The coding region runs from base 157 to 705 and encodes 182 amino acids. The record is from RefSeq and is a predicted model, not a curated record. The transcript has 3 exons.
UAUGCUUAUCUACCAGUGGGAGCUGGCCAGGCUGUGUCUGACCAUGAAUGUCAUAGUGUCGUUUCGUUUCUGGAGGAAGCUAAUUAUUUUUGAUUUACUUCCUUAGAAGCACUGGCAUGAUCCCCGCGACGCGAGACAGCAGUCACGUGCGCAUCCAUGUGUUAUGUUGUCACUCCUAUAAAAGACGCGUCCACAUCCACACUGGGCAGUGCACUUGCCCUCCGUUUCCCUCUGCCACGCGUUGGCUAUUUCCCCAUACCAUCGCUGUCGGAUUCCACUAUGGAUGACAUCGAUGCGUUUUUUGCUGAGCAAGAACAGCAUAUGAACAUUCCCAACGAGGACGUGGAUGAAUACAUCCGUGCACGAUUGGAAGAUUUCCAUAGGAACAGAGAUCAUGUUAUCGAUCACGUUAUUCACGCACAAGGUCACCCACGCAAAGUUGAUACAUCGUGGCAUAGUUCCGGACCAUUUCUCCCUUCUGCUAUAGAAGCGGCGACCUCGGAACUGCAGAAAUCUGACGAAGAAGUGCCCAGGCAACUAAAGCGCAAAUCUACAGAACCCGAACCUCCAGCCCAGGCGAAGAAGCCAAGGCUACGAAAUGUGACCACGUCAGGACCCGUUCUACCCGCUGUUUUCUCACGCAGUGACAAUGCCGAACGUACUCCAAAGUAUGUUGACCCUUAUAUUCAUUUCCAAUUAGUUUGAUUGUCGCCUCAACUAACAAAUCCGGAAACAGCGCUAUAGCUUCAACCCACUUACGGUCGAGCAAAGGCGUCAAGCCAACUCCGCAACUUGCGGCUCACAGAAAGGGGGAUACUCCAUUUGACACCACAUCGUCUACUCCUGGUCGGCAAACUGACCGUGGGC